Molecule: messenger RNA, 1477 nt
Organism: Aethina tumida (small hive beetle)
Lineage: Eukaryota; Metazoa; Arthropoda; Insecta; Coleoptera; Nitidulidae
Product: lipase 3-like
Exons: 7
Coding region: 506-1414 (302 amino acids)
Biological process (GO): lipid metabolic process
Molecular function (GO): hydrolase activity, acting on ester bonds
Source: RefSeq, a predicted model, not a curated record
AUGACAUUUUGAACCUAAUAAUCAAGUUCAUUUUUUAAAAGUACUAAUCUUCACAUAAUUCUUGAUAUUAAGUCAUUCUAAGCUGUUUAAUUAUUUAUCCAUUUGUAUGUAUAUCCAUAAAUAAUUACAUAUGGCUGUUUAUUUAUAUAUUUGGAAAUGCAUUUUCGCAAUAUACUUAUUCGACCACCAUACAAUUUUAAGUAUUUUUUAGAUCGAAUCAUGUACACAAGACUAUUUAUCAUUCUACCAAUUAUUUUACAAUGUCUUUCGCAAGAACCAAGCGACGCAGAUUUGACAAUAAUUACAGCUUCAACAAUUCACGAAAUACGGCUAUGAAUCGGAACAACACGAGAUCGAAACUGAAGACGGAUACAUCCUGACUGUGUACAGGGUGCUGCCCAAAAUAAAAAGGGAACAAAAACCUCUUCCCGUUCUGUUAGUGCACGGUUUGUUGGGCAGUGCCGAAAAUUACGUUAUCGCAGGUCCGAAACGGGGAUUGGCGUACAUGUUGUCGGAUCUGGGUUACGACGUUUGGCUGCAAAACUGUCGCGGGUCCUGGCACAGCCGAAAGCACCGCAGUCUAAAUCCCAAUAGGAGCAAACAAUUUUGGCAGUUCAGCUGGCACGAGAUUGGAAAGUACGAUCAUCCGGCAGUUAUCGAUCAUAUGUUGGUGACCACGAACAGUGAGCAGGUUUUUUAUGUUGGACAUUCGCAAGGCUGUACUUCGUUUUACGUUAUGCUGUCCGAAAGGCCGGAAUACCAAACGAAAAUUAAAUUGGGCAUUUCGUUGGCGCCCGCCGUUUUUAUGAAGCAUUUUGCUCAGCCACUACUUCGUCCAUUCGUCAGCAUAUACGACACCGUAAAGAAUUUGUUGGAUGCUCUGAAUCAAUAUGAAUUUGUACCCUUUAUAAAUAAUUCUACAUUAAGGAGAGCUUUGUUAGCACUUUGCAAACGAGAAAUGAUGAAGGAGUUUUGUAUGGGAACCCUGACUCUUAUUUUUGGAAAUAUCGAACAAUUUGAUUAUAAUUUGUAUCCCACAAUUUUUGGUCAAGUACCGGCAGGUUCAUCGACAAAUCAAAUUUACCAUUAUGCUCAAGGGAUUAUCUCCGAAAAAUUUAGACAAUUCGAUUUUGGUACGGCUAAAAACAUGAAGCUCUACAAUUCACCAACACCACCACAUUACCAUCUGAACAACAUAUCGACGCCAAUAGCAUUAUUUUAUUCACAUGGUGAUCAACUUGCAGUCGCAGAAGAUAUUUUACAUUUGGGCACACAGCUUCCAAAUGUAUUGGAAAUUUAUGAAGUAUCGUAUCAUAAUUUUACACAUUUCGAUUUUAUAAUGGCCAAAGAUAUUGUGAAGCUUUGUAAUAAAAGGGUUGUUGAAUUAAUUGAAAAUGCUCAAAAUGAUGUAUGACCGAAUAAGUAUGUUAAAUCAUUUAUUUUAAUUUUAAAGAGAAGUCUGGUAAAAAAACACUGC